Molecule: messenger RNA, 588 nt
Organism: Pomacea canaliculata
Lineage: Eukaryota; Metazoa; Mollusca; Gastropoda; Architaenioglossa; Ampullariidae
Product: mitochondrial fission regulator 2-like
Exons: 4
Coding region: 1-588 (195 amino acids)
Biological process (GO): mitochondrial fission; aerobic respiration
Cellular component (GO): mitochondrion
Source: RefSeq, a predicted model, not a curated record
AUGCUACCAUCUUUAAAACAGACUAAACCUGUAGUUGGGGGUUCUUUGUCUGAAAUUCUCAAACAGGUAUCACUUACGACACCAUCUUCUGACAGUAACAGUAACAAUAACAACUCUAAGAAAGGGUCUCUUGACAUGACAACUGUGCUGAAGGACCUGGGAAAGGUCAAACUGAAACCAGUGGAAAGAGAUGGAAAACUCAAAGCAGUCCUUCAAAUGCUUAUUUUCAGAUCACCAGGGGGAACACCUGUAAAUAAAAAUCCAAAGCCAUCUGCAACAGAUCCAGCUUCUAUUAUUGCUGAAGCACUGAAGCGAAAGUUUCGGAAUCAUGUACAGCAUAGUCCAGAUGUUGACAAGGAAAACGAGAAUCAUGACUUUGAUUCUUCUGAUAAUAGUCCUAAAUUCAAGUUUGGACAGCAUGUUCUGCGGAAGACACAGCGUCGUCUUUCUCUUAUCCAAGAAACAACACAGCUGGCAACUUCACCUGGGACUUGCUCACCUGUGAGUUCGCCUUUGAAAAUACUCAACUGUUUGGCCCCAGAUGAGAUCAGCAAAUACAGUGGACAAGGACAACAUGUUCUGGAUUGA